AAUGAAAGUCAUGGAAACGACGUUAGCGUCGGAAACCCUAUAAAUGACGCCGACCUUCUGAAUUCUUUCCUUUUGCUACGGGACUUUUGAAGGAGACGCCUGAAGGAGCCUAACGCCUCGGAAGGUUUGAACCUGUGGAGAAGUCUACUUUGCAAAACUUGCUGAAGAAGCGCUUGGUGAAUUACGCACUUGCUGAAGAAUCCCAAAACCCACGAAAGAUGGAUCCUGGCCAGGAGAAGGACCCGCAGGGGGAUCAGCUGGAAGCUCAUAGUGUAGGUCUUCCAGCAGACGGAUCCCCAACGUUGAAGGAACAUCCAGACGAUGGUAAGGAUCUUGGUAAGGUGUGGUCAAAUGUUUUCCAAGAAAUCAUGUCAGACAACAUGGUUUCUGGAGAUCAUGCAGAGGAGUCGAGGUGUAGUUCACCUCCGCAGUCUGUUGACUGUAGUACCAGCUCCAGUGGUAGCUCCAGUCAAGAUGACUGGGCUAGCAGUUUCAGUGGUAGCUGUAUUAGCAGCUCCAGUCGUAGCUCUAUUACCGUCUUCAGUGAAGAUGAGGUAGGUAGUGACUGGACUAGCAGUUACGGUAAUAUCAGUACUACCAGCUGCAGUCCAACAGUAGACCGUCCUUACGCUGAGCUCGAGAUGGCUCAGAAGCUUCAAGAGGGCAUUUUUCAAUUGACCUCACUUGAAGAGCCUGUUUUGAGUCCAGAUGACUGCAGACCUUUUGGUAUCUCGCAACGUCAUCAGGUAGGUUUGGUAGGGGAUGUGACUCGUGUGACAUCUGCGACCGGCAUAAGCAGAAAGAGGACAAAGGACAGUGACUCUGAAGAGGAGCCCCCUGCCAAGAGGACCAGGGACAGUGACGCUGAAGAGGAGCCCCCUGCCAAGAGGACCAGGGACAGUGACUCUGAAGAGGAGCCCCCUGCCAAGAGGACCAGGGACAGUGACGCUGAAGAGGAGCCCUCUGCUAAAAGCACCAGGGAGCAGCAGCCUAGAGAUGAGCUCCCCUCCAAGAGGACCAGGGACAGUGGUACUGAAGAGGAGAUCCCUGCCAAGAGGUCCAGGAACAGCGAUGAUGAAGAGGAACCUGUUCUCAGUCCCUCCACAAAUACAUUGUGUGAGGAUUCUUUUCAGUCCUCCCCUGUCUCCAGUCCCUCGCCCAUGCCAUUCUGGGUGGAUCCCAUUUUUUCACCCAUCAGUCUUUCACCUAAGAGUGCAUGUGAGGAUCCCAUUCUGUCCUCCCCUGUCUUCAGUCCCUCACCAAGAUUGCCAUGUGAAGGUCCCAUUAUGUCAAUCUAUGCCAUCAGUCCCCCAAUCAGUGAAGAUUCUGUUUUGUCAUCCCCUGUCCUCAACUGUCCACCAAGGACAGUGUGUGAGGAUCCCAUUGUGUCUUCUCCUGCCAUUAGUACUUCCCCAUCAACAUAUUGCAAAGUUCCAAGUUUGACAUUCCCUUGCAUAUGUGUCUGUAUGAAGUCUCAAAUGGAAAAAGAAGAGGAACCAAUGCCUUCAACAUCUGGAAUUGGAUCUGACAGAAUUAGAGGAAGAGAGAGUUCCAGACAAGUGUAUUUUAGACCUCACUACGACUUGUCAAGUGAUGACUCUGAUUAGAUUGGGUUCUUGAAAAACUGAAGACCUACCGGAGAAGUCCCAUUAGGAUAACGUAAUUUCUCUGUUGUUUUUGUUAAAGCCAAUGGCUUUCUAGCAGGACCGAGGAUGCCUUAGGUAGCGCCUUGCACCGGGGCUUUUCUUU
This is a messenger RNA of Xiphophorus couchianus (Monterrey platyfish), 1749 nucleotides long. RefSeq names its product protein IWS1 homolog. Lineage: Eukaryota; Metazoa; Chordata; Actinopteri; Cyprinodontiformes; Poeciliidae. The record is from RefSeq and is a predicted model, not a curated record. Bases 219 to 1607 code for a protein of 462 amino acids. The transcript has 2 exons.